GAGAAAUGUCGUCUUUUGCUACUUUUCAGGUUCAGGUGGCCUCCAUCAUGGACGCUUUAGCGAAAACGGCGGCAGCAGAAAUUACUAAAUUAGUUGAUGAUGGGUCUGCUGUUUGGCGAUUGGAGAUGAGCAGAAGCCAAAGAGAGAACGAAGCGCUAACAGCGAAGUUACUGCUGAUGGAGGGAGAGCUCAGGGCUGUGCGAGGAUACGGAGAGGGAACGCCGGACAAUUCUCUAAAACUCUCAUUUGAAGUUCCGGUUUGCGACGAAUUCACAGAAGCACAAAUACACACUUCAGGGGCAGCUGCUGCUAAUAAUGGUGAAGGGCCCCUCUGUAAGGAGGAGGAGCUGCACAUGCAACCCUGCCCUGCAGGAGACCCAGAAAAGGAGCUGCAAGCAGAACUCAAACAGGAGCCAGAUGAGCAGCCUCUCACCCCCACACUCCCCCUGCUGGAGUCCGCAGACUGGGGGAUGGAGCUCCAGACAGUGUGGAGCAAGGCCAACAGCUUAGAAAUUUCUCUGGAAAAAAACAGACAGUGCAUAGGAAGCUUGGAGCUAGUUGAUGCCCGGUUAGAUGACGACUUCUCUCCUCCGCAUUACACAGCUCGGAGGCCACGCUCGGAGAAGGGCGAGGGGUCAGCAUCACAACAACAGAAACAAAAUGGCCGCCCCCUCUACAAUGAGUGCUCUUAUGGGCUGCCUGAUGAGGUUUCAGCAGAGCUGGCAUUCCCUCUGGGUUCUCCAGGAGAGUGUGAUGGAAGCGCCCUGUGUGAGGCGAGUUCUGACACGUCAGCAGAAGCAAAGAGUCCCUGCAGAACUGAGGGACAGGAGGAGGAGUUCAUCUGCACACGCUGUGGGAAGACGUUCCCGGACGCUCUUGAACUGAAGGCACACGAGGAGCAGCACAGUGCGGGGAAACAGUUCAGCUUCUCUGUGUGUGACCAGAGCUUCUCCCAGUCACAUGUCCUUCAAGCGCACAAAAGCACUCACACUGGGCGAUACGUUUGUACAAAGUACAGAAAAGCCUACCAGCUCGUUCACACCAGAGAGAAAUCCCACUGCUGCAAAGAGUGUGGGAAGAGCUUCAACCGACUAGGUAAUCUUAAAACUCAUCAAAGGGUCCACACCAAAGAGAAACCGUUCACUUGUGAGCUGUGUGGAAAGUGCUUCUCCCUGAAGGGCCAUCUUAAAUCUCACCAGGUGAUUCACACAGGAGAGAAAUGCUUCAGCUGCACAGUGUGUAAUAAGAGCUUUGCCUAUCUCAGUGUUCUUAAGCAACAUCAGAGAAUCCACACAGGGGAAAAACCCCACUGCUGCAACGAGUGUGGGAAGAGCUUCAACCGACUAGGUAGUCUUAAAUCUCAUCAAAGCGUCCACACCAAAGAGAAACCCUUCACUUGUGAGCAGUGUGGAAAGUGCUUCUUCCUGAAGAGCCAGCUUAAAACUCACCAGGGUCCACACGGGGGAGAAACCGUUCAGUUGUGAGCAGUGUGGAAGGUGCUUCUCCCAGAAGAGCCAUCUUAAAACUCACCAGGUGAUUCACAC
This is a messenger RNA of Conger conger (European conger), 1544 nucleotides long. RefSeq names its product zinc finger protein 391-like. Gene Ontology annotation, molecular function: RNA polymerase II cis-regulatory region sequence-specific DNA binding; DNA-binding transcription activator activity, RNA polymerase II-specific. Gene Ontology annotation, cellular component: nucleus. Gene Ontology annotation, biological process: regulation of transcription by RNA polymerase II. NCBI's taxonomy places the organism in Eukaryota, Metazoa, Chordata, Actinopteri, Anguilliformes, Congridae. The coding region runs from base 6 to 1484 and encodes 492 amino acids. The record is from RefSeq and is a predicted model, not a curated record. The transcript is spliced from 3 exons.